AUAAGUCAUUUGAGAUCAGGGCAUGGCGAUAAUUGUAACAACGAUGGCGGAGGCAAUUGUGAUAGUGAUGACGGUGGCGGUUGGCAGCGACGAUGAUGGCGAUGAUUUGCGCCAGUUGGGGGGGGGGGGAUGUCCGGCUGGGGGCGAAGGUGGGGCUGCCGACGGUAGUGGAGUGGCGGCGAAUCCGGCGAUGGUGUGGAGAAAGGAGCGGGCUACCUCGGAUAUGAUGAGACCGCCACGGCUUUGGUGCAGGGGGCUGGGGAAGAUGGUCGGAGAAAUUAGCGGUGGUGUGGCGGGCGACAAUGGAAGGGCUGUGGCAACAAUUGGGACUGGGUCAGGGCUGGGAGUAUCAUAUAAAUGAUGAGUUUCAUUAAAUUGAAUUGCCACAUUGAAAAAUGUUGCCAUGAAUGAGGCUAGGGCCGUGCAUCGGUCCAAACCCGGACGGGGACCGAAUAAGAGCAAAGUAAUGGA
Cuscuta campestris is the source of this 471-nucleotide messenger RNA. NCBI's taxonomy places the organism in Eukaryota, Viridiplantae, Streptophyta, Magnoliopsida, Solanales, Convolvulaceae. The record is from the annotation of a GenBank genome assembly.